Molecule: messenger RNA, 522 nt
Organism: Suillus discolor
Lineage: Eukaryota; Fungi; Basidiomycota; Agaricomycetes; Boletales; Suillaceae
Exons: 4
Coding region: 1-522 (173 amino acids)
Source: RefSeq, a predicted model, not a curated record
AUGCGCGGCUUCGCACACGACGUUUGUGGGAAUUUGCUAUGCCCUGCCGAGUGGGACUGGAAUGAUAACCGCGUGAAGGCCAGUAUUCGCGAUAGAACAUCGGACUUCAUUGUAUCGGAAAAUUCCUGGCCGCAGUUCAUGUACGAGAACUACUCGUUCGACGAUAGCAACCUAGAGAAAGGUCUCUUCAAGUCGAAAAUCCUCGUUCAGGCUUUCAAAACCAUAUUUACAUCUCCAUCUUCUGCAAGAGAAGCCGAUGGCGAUGGCGAUGGUGCCGACAUCCUCGAGAAUAACAGGCGCGCUCGUCGGGCCUUAAAUCAAGUUAAGGUCAAAAUGUGUGUGGCAUCCAUUAUCAACAUGAGGAAAGUCACCCCUCACUCCAUCACUUAUAUUGUUUGUCAAGUUCGUUUUGCGCUAUCCAGCGUCUCAUCUUGGCGCACCGUCAAUGGGGACUUCGACUAUGAAGGAUUCUGGAAUAACAUUGUCGACUUCUUUGAGGAAGUCCCUGGCCCUGUUGCAUGA